Messenger RNA from Leishmania mexicana MHOM/GT/2001/U1103, 2127 nucleotides. RefSeq lists its product as hypothetical. The record is from RefSeq and is a predicted model, not a curated record. The transcript has a single exon. Bases 1 to 2127 code for a protein of 708 amino acids. Lineage: Eukaryota; Euglenozoa; Kinetoplastea; Trypanosomatida; Trypanosomatidae.
AUGCGGCCAUUCUUUCCCCCUCCUUUUCUGCGUUCAUGGCCCACGCAACUCAUCCGACGGAAUCUAGAGGGCUGUCGAUCGUCCUUGUGCUUCUCACGUGCAUGUGACCACUCGUCAUUUCACUUUUGGAUCUCCUGUGUGCUUGGUAAGCGAUGCCGCUCGCCGUAUCUCAAUCCUUCUCCGCCCCAUCCCUCCGUCUGCCCGUCACCGCGGUUGUUUCUGCUGUUGGCGUGCCGAGAUGCACCUCAGAGUUGCAGCACACGAGCAACGCCGGACAAGUGUGCAGCUGCGGCAGUCCCGCCUUUCUUCCGCCUCCCAUCGCAAAUAUACACUGGCGUGAGUGGCAUCUCUUUCGGCUUCGUUGUACCCCCUCUUUCGCCUCGCAUGAACUCGCUGCUGAAAACAUUUCGGAAUGUUGUGGAGCUCGGCGAGGAGGAGUCAUCAGGAGCGUUUGCGGCGCCGCAGCACGGCAACCUAGACCAGCAAUCGAAUCCAGAGGUGCUGCGGCAGCAUAUUUCCACCCUGACCCAGAAACUCGCCCGCCAGGUGCAGUCCUACGAAGAGCUGAGGGAGGAGAGCACCUCCAUUGAAAAGGAACUCAUGCGUGUGCGCCUUCGCUUCGCCGCUGCGCGGCAGCUGUGGGAGUACACAAACAAGAGUCUCGAACUUUCGAUUCAGAAUUUAGUCGAGCACCGGCUCUUCGGCGCCGCUUCUACGGCGCCCGCUAGGCCUAGCACGGGGUUUGGCAGCAGCUCAGGGAAGGUUUUGCCCCACCCCACGGCCACCUCCUUGCUUGAUGCCACCUACGUUGCCUCUCUGCGUGAGCAGAUUCAGCGACUGAAGGAAAUGGUGAUGCGGAACGGCGAGGCGCAGAGUCAGCUGCAAAGUGAGAAGCAAUACGAAGAGGUGCAGCGAGUGCUGCAUGCGAACGGCUUGACCGCCUCGCACCUUGAUGCUCAGGUACGUGCGGCAGUGCAGAAGCUGGUAGCCCAGUGGGGCAACGAGCGGGCCUACUACGAGUCGGUUAUUGAGAGUCUUGAGCAGGACGCUGCAAAACACGCUGAGCGAGAGGCCUUGUUGAGUGACUGUGUAAAGCAGGAGCAGGAGCGCUGCGCAGAGGCAACGGCGCAGACCUCCGGUGCGGAGUCUGCAGAACUGGGACGUCUUCGCGAGGAGCUCGACCAGUGGAAACGCGGAGAGCGCACCGUCGUCGAGAGUGUCUCAGGGGAUCCGCACCGGCUCUCUCAAACCGCGAGUCCGAUCUCCGAAAACGCCACCCAGCACCCAGCCAAAGAGGACGUCAGCGAAACCAGUCCACUGUCGCACAUAGCCAAAGAUAGGCACUUCCUCGUGUCGUUAGAAAACGCAGGUGCGCACGAUCUCACCGGGGCACCAUUGCAAGGGGACGCAGCACUCGGGUUUGUCCCCGGUGACCGCGCACUGGCAGAGAAACUGGAGCGCCUGAGCCGAGACUGCAGUGCACGCGAUGAGGCACUCGAUAACCUUUACCGUGACAACCGAAGCCUACAAGAAGCGGUCCAGCAGGCGGAGUCUCGCGCACGUGCCUGCGAGACGGAGCUGCAGUACUAUCAAAAGAAGAUGGAGGAGCUUGCGAAGCAGCUGUCUUGUGAGCAGCACCGCACAAGGCAACUGGAAGACGAGAAGCGGCUAAGUGCCGUUAGCGCAGAGAAACUGCGUGAGCAGGUCAUGCAACUGCGGCAGGCCGUGAACGCUGCAGCUGCCGGCAAAGCAUCCCUCGUCGCACCGAACGGGAUGAGCACGGGCAUGUCUAUUACAAAAGUAGCCCCGGUGCAUGUGGAACUGCCUCUCAACGCCCCCACACUGGAGCAGAGCGUCCCAUACGAGAAGGUCGCCACCUGGAAAGACAGCGCACGAGAGGCAGUGCGGUGGUGGAAGGAGUUGAGGUUGAACACAGUGCCACCUCGAGGUCCUCAGGUGCACCAUGCCAUGAGCGCAGCGCACGCCCGUGGAAGCGGGCUGCUGCGACGUGGCCCACGCGCGCCGCUUAUGCUUGGCGGCAUUUUUGUCAUCCUUAUGUUCAUUUGCAUGGUCUUCCUGUUCGUGGAUUCCGCCCAAGCGGCCAGACGCGCCCGUGAUAUGGCCUAG